UGAAAAUGGCUUCUCAAAUUCUCUUUCUAGGGCUUAUCAUGCUAACUUGUUCUAUUGCAUUUGCAUCCGACAGCAGCCCUCUUCAAGAUUUUUGUGUUGCAGACUACAAUGGCCCAGUGCUAGUGAAUGGUUUCGCUUGCAAAGAUCCGAAGCUUGUACAAGCGAACGAUUUCUUCUUUAGUGGACUACACUUAAUGGGAAACACCUCAAAUUCCAUGGGAUCUAAAGGGACUCUAGUGACUGUUGCCCAACUACCAGGUCUCAACACUCUUGGCAUCUCAAUGGCUCGUAUAGACUUUGCUCCAUGGGGUAUUAAUCCCCCUCACACGCAUCCUCGGGCCACUGAAAUCUUGACUAUUCUUGAAGGCACCAUUCAAGUUGGGUUCAUCACAUCCAGCCCUGAAAAUCGUCUAAUCACCAAAGUACUUGAGAAGGGUGAUGUUUUUGUUUUCCCACAAGGUCUUGUUCACUUUCAGAGGAAUGUCGGAAAUGGCAAUGCUAUUGGGAUUGCAGGUCUAAGUAGCCAAAACCCGGGUGUUAAUACAUUUGGAAAUGCUCUGUUUGGAGCAAAACCUGAUAUCCCAGAUGAUCUUUUGGCAAAGGCUUUUCAGGUGGACGUGAACAUCAUUGAUCAAAUUCAGUCGAAAUUCUAGGCUCUAUCUAGAUCUUUCAGCACCAUGUUGAGGAGAAUCGUAUUAAUCCAAAAUUGUUUGU
Lactuca virosa is the source of this 714-nucleotide messenger RNA. The record is from the annotation of a GenBank genome assembly. Lineage: Eukaryota; Viridiplantae; Streptophyta; Magnoliopsida; Asterales; Asteraceae.